GAUGAUAUCUCUUCGCUUAUUGAGUCUCCAUACACUUACGUGCUUUCUUCUUUUUGUUCAAACACAUUCAGAAGAUGAAAGAAAGACUUACAUUGUGUACAUGGGUGAUCUUCCCAAAGGCGUGGAAUCCACGGAAUCACUUCACAUCACUAUGCUUCAAAAUAUCCUCGCCAGCAAAUUUACAGCAGAUGUUUUGGUACAUAGCUACAAGAAGAGUUUAAAUGGUUUUGUGGCAAAGCUAACAGAAGAAGAAGCAGUGAGAAUGGAAGGAUUGGAUGAUGUUGUUUCUGUUUUCCCAAACAAAAGGAAUGAAGUGCAAACAACAAGGUCUUGGGAUUUCGUAGGUUUAUCUCAGUCUGUGAAGAGAACAACCACAGAGAGUGACAUAAUUGUGGGAGUAAUAGAUACUGGAAUUUGGCCAGAAUCUCAUAGUUUUGAUGAUCAAGGAUUUGGUCCACCUCCAUCAAAAUGGAAGGGCACUUGCCAUAACUUCAUCUGCAACAAGUACAAUACAUUUUCUUUUGAUAAAUAAUUAAUAUUUUCUCUUUUA
This is a messenger RNA of Vigna radiata var. radiata (mung bean), 550 nucleotides long. RefSeq names its product cucumisin. The record is from RefSeq and is a predicted model, not a curated record. Gene Ontology annotation, molecular function: serine-type endopeptidase activity. NCBI's taxonomy places the organism in Eukaryota, Viridiplantae, Streptophyta, Magnoliopsida, Fabales, Fabaceae. Gene Ontology annotation, biological process: proteolysis. The transcript is spliced from 4 exons. Bases 2 to 532 code for a protein of 176 amino acids.